AUGAGGCUGCUUUCCGUCACGUCCGCCGCCGGGCUGGCCGCCACCGUCGCCGCCACCGGCAAGCACUUUACCACCACCACCAUCACCAUCCCCGUCUACACCACGUACUGUCCUGAACCCACCACGUUCACGCACAAGAACCACACCUACACCGUCACCAAGGCCACGACCUACACCGUGUGCGAGACCACCACCAUCAAGAAGCCGCCGCCGCCGCCGCCCACGACCAAGAAGCAGCACCACACGCCCAAGCCGCCGCCGCACCACAACACCACCACCUGCGUCAUGGCCCUGGGCAUCGCCAUCGCCGCCUUUGUCAUCUAG
Gaeumannomyces tritici R3-111a-1 is the source of this 324-nucleotide messenger RNA. RefSeq lists its product as hypothetical. NCBI's taxonomy places the organism in Eukaryota, Fungi, Ascomycota, Sordariomycetes, Magnaporthales, Magnaporthaceae. The coding region runs from base 1 to 324 and encodes 107 amino acids. The transcript is spliced from 3 exons. The record is from RefSeq and is a predicted model, not a curated record.